Messenger RNA from Penicillium expansum, 891 nucleotides. RefSeq lists its product as uncharacterized. The coding region runs from base 1 to 891 and encodes 296 amino acids. The transcript has 2 exons. Lineage: Eukaryota; Fungi; Ascomycota; Eurotiomycetes; Eurotiales; Aspergillaceae. The record is from RefSeq and is a predicted model, not a curated record.
AUGUCGGAUAUGCUGAGUAGCCCAUAUGGGCUGUCCGUCCGCAGAAACGGCUCCUGUCUCGUCACCGAAGAAGAUUGCGGCCAAACCUGGGCACCCUUCCGUGCCUGUUGUCCCGGAGGCACGAAAUGCCCAACCGGUCAAACAAACGUGAAGUGCUGCCCAUCAGACGCAGACUGCUCCGAGUUGCUUGAUGACACACAUUGUGCAAAUAGCACUGCAAAUGUUUUUAAGGCGAAUGAUUUCUUUUGCUGCGCUGCUGGCAUGCAGGCUUUCCAGAAAAAGAACUCAUUUGUCGGCUGCACCAAUGAUACAUCCACCUUGGACAGUAAUAUGUCUCUCUUGAAAAUCCGGUAUCAUGGCUCUACCUCAACAGCCUUGCCAUCGUCGACAAUAUCCAGUACAAUUUCCAGCGCCACGACCACUACUAGUACUGCAGAUACCACCACCUCUCUAAGCGAGACGGAUAAUUCGUCAUCAUCAUCAUCAUCAUCGUCAUCGUCAUCGUCCAAUACCGGAGCCAUUGCUGGUGGCGUUGUUGGCGGAGUAGCAGGGUUGGCCAUCCUGGCUGGUCUACUCUGGUUCCUACUCCGUCGCCGAAACCGGGCAAAGAAGAGCACAGGAGCACCUAUAGACCCAAGCCCUCUAAUGUCAAGUGCUCCCGGGUCGAGUGUUCAUGGAUCGAGUGUUCCUGGGUCGAGUGUUCCCGGGUCAAGUGUGCCUGGAUCGAGUGUCCCCGAAUCGAGUGUCUCCAGACCAAGUGUUCCUGGAUCGAACAUUGUUGAGUACUACAAUAAGGCCCCCGAAAGCCUGGUGCCACAACCACCGCAAGAGCUUGCUGGUCGAGACGAGAAUAUGAUCCAUGAGUUGCCAUCGCAGGCGGCACAUCGUUGA